Messenger RNA from Tachysurus vachellii, 4093 nucleotides. RefSeq names its product NACHT, LRR and PYD domains-containing protein 12-like. The transcript is spliced from 13 exons. The coding region runs from base 135 to 3419 and encodes 1094 amino acids. Lineage: Eukaryota; Metazoa; Chordata; Actinopteri; Siluriformes; Bagridae. Gene Ontology annotation, molecular function: protein binding. The record is from RefSeq and is a predicted model, not a curated record.
AAUGAAAGUCCGCAGCUCCAUUUUGUGUGGAGUGAAAACUAAAAGAUUUCAGGAGUAAAAACACAGGUUUAAUUUAACACACCGAUGUUGGAGUGAAGUAAACGUGUGUCCUGCUGUAAUCUGGAGAAGGAGACAUGACCUCCAACAUGAGUGUGUCUGGAAAACAGGACUUAAAGAAAGACGAGAGAAUGAUGGAGGGAAAGAGAUCAGACUCACCAGAACCCAGCUGUUUGUCCAUGAAGAGUGACCAGUCAAAGGGAAAUCUAACUGACUUCAGAGACAGAAACAGUUCUACUGAUGUGAGACCACAAAAAUCAAACAUCAGCACAAAUCAGCUGGACUCUAUAUUCAAGGAGCUGGAACACAAAGUCAUCACUCUGAUAAAGAAUGAGCUGAAGAGGUUUAGGAAGCUCCUGAGUCCAGAUUACCCAGCAUGCACUGAGAGGGAGGUGGAGGAUGAGGAGGAUCUGCACAGUGUCAGAGAUGGAGCGCUGAAGAUCACACUGCACGUCCUGAAGAACAUGAACCACACAGAUCUCGCUAACACACUACACAACAAACUCGCCUCUGUGUAUCAGCCAAAGUUGAAGAGCAAUCUGAGAGAGAAGUUUAAAAGAAUUAAUGAAGGAAUCUCACAGCAUGGCAGCUCAGCACUUCUGAAUGAGAUCUACACUGAGCUCUACAUCACAGAGGGUUGGAGUGGAGACGUCAAUAAUGAACAUGAGGUGAGACAGAUUGAGGCAGUGUCCAGGAGACCAGCAACACAGGAGAAACCCAUCAAAUGUAAUGAGCUCUUUAAAGACAAGUCCAUCAGAACUGUGCUGACUAAAGGAGUUGCUGGAAUUGGAAAAACAGUCUCUGUGCAGAAGUUCAUUCUGGACUGGGCUGAAGGAGAAGUAAAUCAGGACGUCUUCUUCAUGUUUCCACUUCCCUUUAGAGAGCUGAAUCUGAUGAAGCAGCAAAAUCUCAGUCUGAUGAAUCUUCUUCAUCACUUUUUCCCAGAAAUAAGAAAACUAGAAUCAAUAGACUGUGACUCCUACAAAGUGGUGUUGAUCUUUGAUGGUCUGGAUGAGUGCCGACUUCCUCUAAAUUUCCAGAAGAAUGAGAGAGUGUGUGAUGUGACAGAGUCAGCCUCAGUGGAUGUGCUGCUGACGAACCUCAUGAAGGGGAAUCUGCUUCCCUCUGCUCUCCUCUGGAUAACCACAAGACCAGGAGCAGCCAAUCAGAUCCCUCCUGAGUGUGUAGACCAGGUAACAGAGGUACGAGGCUUCAGUGAUCCUCAGAAAGUGGAGUACUUCAGGAGGAGGAUCAGUGAUCAGAGCCUGGUCGAUAAAAUCAUCACUCACCUGAAGUCUUCAAGAAGCCUCUACAUCAUGUGCCACAUCCCAGUCUUCUGCUGGAUCUCAGCUACUGUUCUAGAGAGAAUGUUGGGUGAAGCAGAGGGUGGAGAGAUCCCCAAGACUCUGACUCAAAUGUUCACACACUUCCUGAUCUUUCAGAUCAAACACAAGGACCAAAAGUACCAUCAGAAAUGUGACCCUAUUCAUCAGCAGACCAGAGAGAGUAUCAUGGCACUGGGAAAACUGGCUUUCCACCAGCUGGAGAAAGGAAACCUGAUCUUCUAUGAGGAAGACCUGAGAGAGUGUGGCAUUGAUGUCAGAGAAGUGUCAGUGUACUCAGGAGUGUGUACCCAGAUCUUCAGAGAGGAGUUUGGGCUUCACCUGGAGAAGGUGUUCAGCUUCGUACAUCUGAGUGUUCAGGAGUUUCUGGCUGCUUUAUAUGUAUUUUUCUGCUUCAUUUUAAGAAAUACAAAUGUGCUUGUGGGGCAAAGCACUGGACUUUUUAACUCCCUCAGAAAUCCAAACAUGUCUGAUCUCCUCAGGAGUUCAGUAGACAAGGCCUUACAGAGUGAGAAUGGACACCUGGACCUGUUCCUCCGCUUCCUUCUGGGUCUCUCACUGGAGACCAAUCAAACUCUCUUACGAGACUUAAUUCCACAGACAGGAAGCAGAUCUCACAGCAAACAGGAAAUAGUGGAGUACAUCAAGGAGAAGAUCAGGGAGAAUCCGUCUCCAGAGAAAUCCAUCAAUCUGUUCCACUGUCUGAAUGAACUGAAUGAUCAUUCUCUAGUGCAGGAAGUACAAACUUACCUGAACAGAGAUUAUUAUUGUCUCAGUGACACCAGACUCUCUCCUGCUCAGUGGUCAGCUCUGGUGUUUGUGUUACUGACCUCAGAACAGGAGCUGGAUGUGUUUGAAUUGAGGAAAUAUGAUCGAUCACAUGAAUGUCUUCUGAGGCUGCUGCCAGUGGUAAAAGCCUCCAGAACAGCUGAUCUGCAUCGGUGUAAUCUGACAGAGGAAAGCUGUAGAGUUCUGUCCUCAGUUCUCAGCUCAAACUCCCCCAGUCUGAGAGAACUGGACCUGAGUAACAAUAAACUGCAGGAUUCAGGAGUGAAGCUGCUCUCUGAUGGACUGAAGACUCCACACUGUACAUUGGAGAUACUGUGUCUGUGUGAGUGUGAUCUGACAGAGGAAAGCUGUAGAGUUCUGUCCUCGGUUCUCAGCUCAAACUCCUCCAGUCUGAGAGAACUGGACCUGAGUAACAAUAACCUGCUGCAGGAUUCAGGAGUGAAGCUGCUCUCUGAUGGACUGAAGAAUCCACACUGUACACUGGAGAUACUGAGUCUGUGUAAGUGUAAUCUGACAGAGGAAAGCUGUAGAGUUCUGUCCUCAGUUCUCAGCUCAAACUCCUCCAGUCUGAGAGAACUGAACCUGAGUUACAAUAAACUGCUGCAGGAUUCAGGAGUGAAGCUGCUCUCUGAUGGACUGAAGAAUCCACACUGUACACUGGAGAUACUGAGUCUGUGGGAGUGUGAUCUGACAGAGGAAAGCUGUAGAGUUCUGUCCUCAGUUCUCAGCUCAAACUCCUCCAGUCUGAGAAAACUGGACCUGGGUUACAAUAAACUGCAGGAUUCAGGAGUGAAGCUGCUCUCUGAUGGACUGAAGAAUCCACACUGUACACUGGAGAAACUGAGUCUGCUUGACUGUAAUCUGACAGAGGAAAGCUGUAGAGUUCUGUCCUCAGUUCUCAGCUCAAACUCCUCCAGUCUGAGAGAACUGAACCUGAGUAAGAAUAAACUGCAGGAUUCAGGAGUGAAGCUGCUCUCUGAUGUACUGAAGAAUCCACACUGUACACUGGAGAUACUGAGGAUGUGGGACUGCAGUAUUACAGAAGAAGGUUGUGCUGCUCUGGCUUCAGCUCUGAGGUCAAACUCCUCAUCACACCUGAGAGAACUGGAUCUGAACUUUAAUAAACCAGGAAAAUCAGGAGUGAAGCUGCUCUCUGAUCUACUGAAGGAUCCACACUGUAAACUGAAGACACUACACAUUAUGUAUAUACUCACCAGAUCUGCUGUAUGACAGGAGUCUCUCCUCAGACCUUUUUUCCAGGAUAAAGCAGUUAUGGUGGUGAAGCGUUAGAACACGUCCCACAUUUCCAGCAGUUUGGGAGCUGAAUCAUUCAUAUUCAGAUGUAGGAGAUCCAUAACAAUAACUGUGACUGAUCACAUCAUUUUAUACUCUCAGCUACAACUUCACACUUUAACAUCUUUUACAACCCAAAGUCAAAUCCUUCAGCAUCUACACACAACACAGAGAUAUCAUCACAUCAUCACACUGAUUACACAAAUACACAUCCAUGUGUUACAGAUGUUUACAGAUUAUUUUUACCUCUUUAAUUGUAUCUCAAAUUUGUUUCUCCACAGAUGAUUGACUCACAGUUGUGAUCUUGAUUUAUUUAUUUUCCUUUAAAAGUGUCUUCUUUUCAAACCCUUUUCACCAAAUCUUUAUUAAAAUUCCUUUAAAAAUGAACGGAAUCUUCUUUUUUGUGUAGUUGAUCUAUUUUUCUAUAUUUCAAUUUCUUCUUCCUUAAUUUCCUCAUGACAUUUUUUAUCUUGGUUGCAUCUUGUUUUUAUAUAAUUUAACUUCUUUUUUUUUCCUCUUUCCACCAUAUAUUUUGCUUUAUUUCUUCAUUUUGCCUCCUCGAGUUCUUUCUCCUCCCUUUUUUAUAUUUUUGUUCUCUAAUUUUUUAAAAA